Diachasmimorpha longicaudata is the source of this 1707-nucleotide messenger RNA. Its product is annotated as carboxypeptidase B-like. The transcript has 6 exons. Gene Ontology annotation, molecular function: metallocarboxypeptidase activity; zinc ion binding. NCBI's taxonomy places the organism in Eukaryota, Metazoa, Arthropoda, Insecta, Hymenoptera, Braconidae. The coding region runs from base 46 to 1560 and encodes 504 amino acids. The record is from RefSeq and is a predicted model, not a curated record. Gene Ontology annotation, biological process: proteolysis.
GCUCGUAAGGUCAGUGUCCACGUUCGAUCGAGGUGGCUAGCGAAUAUGACUGGACUAAACCGGAGGGUGAUCACGAUCACUACAAUUCUGGUGGCCUUUAUCGGCUCUUCAUUAUCACUAGAUUUGUUUCACUCGAAGGAGACAAGGACAGUGGUAAAUGGAUCGGAGGAGGCAAGACAACUCCACGAUCUCAGAAUCGAAACAGUGAUCGAGCCUGUUGACGCUGUGAUUGUUAAGGCCGUUGAGAUACCUGAGGAGAAGAUCACUUAUGAGGGCUCGCAACUUUGGAGGGUCAACGCCGAAGGGGAGCAAGCGGACUUUGUUAAUUUUUUGCAGGAGACUGGAGAGGUAUCGAAAUGGACUGGUAAUGACUCUGCGGUCGACGUCCUUGUCCGCCCUGACAUGAUACCCCGUGUCUCACGUUUCCUGCGUGAACGAGAAGUUAAGUACGACGUGAUCAUACCAGACCUUCAACAGGCAAUUGACCAAGAAAAUCCCGUAGACGAGGAGGCGUUAGAAGAGCUGGCCGGCCGUAAAGCCCGUUACACAUGGUGGAAGACACUCAAGUUGCGACGGAUAUCAAAUGUACGUUCCUCAAUCCUUAGUCCUGUUAUAUCUAGAAAAGGUGGUGGAAAAACUCCAUGGCAUUUCAGGGGUCAUCGAAUGGAGUGGACGAGCUAUCACCACCUGGAGGACAUCCACGGUUACCUCGAUUAUCUAUCAGAAACGUAUCCCGAAAUCUGUUCAGUCAUGUCAAUCGGCAAUUCCGUGGAGGGCAGACCCCUAAAGGUUCUCCGUAUUUCAAGAGGUGAGCCAAAUGCCCCGGCAAUUUGGAUCGACGGUGGCAUACACGCACGUGAAUGGAUUUCACCUGCCUCCGUCACGUACAUAAUAAAUUACCUAGUGGAAAACAGUGACGAGCUAAAAGCUGAUUACUAUGUUCUACCUGUCGUUAAUCCAGAUGGAUACGAGUACACGUUUCGUGGUGAUAGACUUUGGAGAAAGAACAGAAGUAGUCCGGAAAAAGGUGGUGUAUGCAUUGGUGUUGAUUUGAAUAGAAAUUUUGGGUACAGAUGGGGUGGAUUGGGAACAAGUAAACAACCGUGUCGAGAAAUUUUUGCUGGAACUGGCCCAUUUUCGGAGCCUGAAACGGCGGCAAUUAAAAACUUUUUUGAUGCCAGUGCUGCUGAUUUCAAGGCAUAUUUAACCUUCCACAGCUACGGCCAAUAUAUCCUGUACCCAUGGGGUUAUGACCGUCGUGUACCCCCCGAUUACGCAGAUCUGGAGAAACUCGGUCAACAAUCAGCAGCAGCUAUGAAAUCAGCUGGUGGAGCUGGUAGUGUCUAUACAGUAGGAAAUAGUGCAACUACCCUCUAUGCAGCAGCAGGUGGUGCUGAUGACUGGGCUAAGGCCUAUCUGAAGAUCAAAUACGCCUAUACUAUUGAACUCAGGGACAAGGGCAAGCAUGGCUUCAUUCUCCCAGCUAACUACAUUAUACCAACCGCCAAGGAGGCACUCGCCGCCGUAUUAACUGUCACUAAGGCAUGUACCAAGUUGUAAGGUUGCAUCAUUCUCAUAUAUUAAUAAUGUAAAUGUUCUGAGAUUCAUUAAAAAUUAAAUUUUAAUAGAGUGUUUUCCAUCAAUUCAUAAUUAUUAGGAUUACUACUAUUUUUAUGUAUUUUAUUUAAUAAAUAUUGAUUAAACGCA